UGAUUAAUCAUUAAUUUUAAUGCAGUGGAAAGUUCAACAAGUUCAAAAAAAUGUAAGACAAAAAACUUUUAAUAGUAAUUUUAGAGUAACGGAAUAGAGCGCAUUAAAUUAAGAGGAAAAAAACUAAACAAUAGAUCAAUGAAAACGAGUUAAGUGCAAUAAUCGUUUGUAGGCCAUUCUUAAAUCAAAAAGUAAGACACAUUAUAUGAACCUGUAUUGUACACAGAAAAGGCAGCUAAAAAAAUCUUCGUAAACUGUAAAAAAACUGAGUUAGAACUUAUAAUUCUGGUAUAGAAUCCCUCUUACAUAUAAAACCACUUUACAAAGGUGUUAAGAAAAUGACAAUAUUCUGAAUGAGAUUUUUUUGUCACCAUCAAAAUCAUCGCAAUAAAUACCAAGAAAAACUAUUGAAACGUAACUUUGGAAAGCUUGAAGCUGGGUAAAUGUGGUCCAAAAACUAAAUAAUAAGCUCGUAGUAGAAACAGCUAAGAUGAAACCAGAUUUAGUUGUUUGUAUAAAUUCGUUGUUGUUUUUGUUGUCUACAACGUAUAGUAUGCUAAACAUAAAUUAAAACAAAAACACUAGAGUUUGUUUUUUGUUUACCGAAACCAAACGAGCCAGUCAGCGAAACAAACAGACAAAAAAACUAAAAGACAGCCAGCCAGUGAGGGAACGAGCGUGCGAGUGAGUAAGUGAGUUGGAGUCACAGCAACAAAAACCACAAUAAUAAUAUUAAUAACACAAGCAACAGCAACAGCAGUAAUAGUGGCAGCAGCAAACAUAAAGGUGAGGAGAGGAGACAAGUGAACGAAGUAGAAGUGACCUACAAAGACAGGUUUAUGAUUUUACUUCGCAUUUGCUAAAGCACAGUCAAAAGACAGCAAAGAACCACUUUGCUAGACCCAGUUGAGACAAACAACAAUAACUGGAAGAAACCGACAAUAACAACAGAAAACCAGUCAGCCCAGCUUGAAAAUAAGCAGCGUUAAGAGACGUCAGAGCUGGCAACAUAUUGUUGUAAACAAACCAGCAACGUAAAAUGGCAACCACAACAUUUACAACUAUGAUACCUACCCCUCAGCCGAAAAAACCGGGACCUCCCGUACCACCCAGACCACAACAAUCAAGUUUAUUAAAAACACAACAACGUGAUGUAUCAUCACAAUCAACAUCUUCAACAGCGGCAGCUACAACAGCAACAUCGCAACGUUUAAUGAGCAAAGUAGGUCUAGAACAACCACAGAUUCUUAAAAAACCCAUAAUAGCAAAUGCCAGCAACACCAACACGACAACAGCAACAGCCAAUUCUACUUCAGUUACAACAAGUGGCGGUCGCACGGUUAUCUACAAAUCACCAUCAUUGAAUUUGCAAAAACGCCAAGACGAACGUGAGAAACGUAAUGAAGCUAGCACUCAGACAGCAACAACUGCCAUUACCAGAACAACAUCGGCAGCGGCUGCAACAACAGCAGCAGCCAACAAAGCUAAAUUGGCAAAUGGCACGCAGGCACCUAAACCACCGUUAAAAUUAAGAAAAGCUCCCGAUGUACCAACAAAUUUCAAACCACGCAUAACAGCACCUCAACCGGAAGUUAAAGAAACUGAAACAAAAUCCAACAGUAACAAAAACACUAACACCAACAACAGCCAAGAUAACAAUAUAGUUAUUGUUCAGUCUGCUCAGGGUGUAGUUACUUUAAAUCGCCAUCACUCUAUGGGUGCUGCUUCACCUCAAAAUAAACCCUCUGCCUUGGCAAAAGAUACACGUCUCAGCUUGGGCAAGGCCGACUUUGAAAGAGUGGGAAAGAUACAAGUGCAACAAUUACAGCCCACUUCCCAACCUCUGCCAAAACCUCGUAAAAUUGUUAAAGUUCCCGUCGCUACUUUAGAUGUGGACGAUAACAGUUCCACCAACACAACCACAUCAUCUUCAACUUCUUCAAGCACUCUACACGUGAAUCUUUUUAAACGCUCUAAAACUUCUAUAGAAAAUUUUACCUCACGUUCGAAUAUUACCACAGUGAAUACCAAUACCACGAGCAGCUAUUUGACUGGUAAAACAGUGGAAAUCAAAAAUAAUCUUAAAAAUGCCGCCGAACGUUUGUUCUCGGAAAUAAUGGUGAAUCAGCAGAAACAAAAUGCUUUAGAAUCAAAUUUAGCCACCAAUACCAUUAUAACGAAACAUGAAAGAGCCAUACAGCAUCAGGCGGAGCCUAUGAAACUGAAUAAUGCAAAUAAUGUAACAGUGGUGACUACCUCCAAGGAUUAUGCGCUUAACAAUGACAAUAAUAAUUGUACGCGCAUAAAUAUAACGACCACUGCAGCAGCUGCGAAUAAUCAAAAUACUAACAAAUUGCCGGCAACCGGCAAUGUCAGACAAGUGGUAUCGGCUUUUAAUUCUCCAGAGAAAAAAUCGGCUGCAUUUCAUGAAAUGCUAAUUUCUGAACUGGCUGCCAUGCGCACUAGAUCAUGUUCUAUGGAAAAUUUGCAAACAACACAACAACAACAAUUGUUGCAACCACUGUCGCCUCUGUCGGUUAAAGAAUCCGCAACAAUUGACAAACAAUUUCAAAAUUACAAACAAUUUAAAACUCUGGAGAUUCAAGUCAACAACAAUAAGCAACAACAAGACCAACAGCUACAAAAAGAUCAACAACAACGUUCAACACCACAACAAAUACCCAAACAUCAUCAUCAUAAACUUCCCGCUAAUGAUGAUGACAUUGAUGCCGAUAAUAUCGAAGAUGCCGAUGGUGAUGUUGAAGAGGAACUUAAGAAAUCUUUAAAAGUUAUAACCGCCCAAAAUUCACCACGCAAACGUACACCUUCUGGCUGUUCUUCCGAUUCCUCGCCCUAUGGCACUGAACGUUCUGCACGCAUACGCACCUCCGAUUGGAUUGAGGUGGGCGAUAAUGGCAAGCAAGUAACGCUCACCAGUUGUCAUAUUAGUUUGGAGGAUUCCGGUUUAGAGGAUGAAGAACGUAUGGAUGAAAUGUCUUCGUCGGGUGUGGGUGAUUCGUGGGAUAGUGUUAAGGAAGCUGAACAGCAUCAGCAGCAACAACAGCAAAUUCAGUUGCAGCAACAGGCUAAGAGAAACCGUAAUGUUAAAAGAAUAAUGUCAAUUAAUGAUUUACCACCGUUACCAAAAAGUCUCAGCGGUAUAAAUAAAAUGUUGGCCUCAGAUUCGGGUCUGGUUAGUGAUGUUGAUACCGAAAUAAAAAAUACUAAAAAUAAUGAGUUGUUAAAACACUAUGAAAACCAAAAAGAAAAUAAUAAUAAUUUAAAUAUAAAUAAUAAUAAUAACAACAACAUUAAUAGUAAUAAUAAUAAUGCACUUAAAGAUGCAAGUGAUAAAUUUAACAAUGCGUCGUCUGCGACAACAACGACAACAGCAACAACAUCGACAACAACACCAUUAAAGGAAAUUAAUGGCAAUGAAACAAUAUCGGAAAUACCACCAGCGAUACCGGGUAGUAAAUUGGAUACACAAAUUGCAACAUUGCGUAAAGAAAUGUUUGGACUUCGCCAAUUAGAUCUCUCCCUAUUAUCCCAACUGUGGGCCCUUAAUGAUUCCAUCCAAGAAUUUCGCACCAUGAUACAAGAACAGGAACAAGACGACGAUGAGACCUAUUCAACACACUCUCGAUCACCCUCGCCCUAUGAUUCCGUAUCAUCGGAUGCUGAAGAUGAUAUUUUAACAUUGAAAAGUAAAAAUCGCAUGGAAUUACAAAAUGGCAAUGUUAUUACGACCCAACCGAAACUAACAGCUAAAUCGUAUGCCGCCGAUAGCGAAAUGACAAAUGAAACAACGACAACUUCCACAACAUCAUCAACAGCAACCUCAACGAUUUCGGCGUUAGCGGAUCAGCAAAAAUCACAAUUGUUGAAGCCACCAUUACCGAAACCGUUGGAUGUUAAGCCAGUGCCACGUAUGCGCAGUGCACCGCCACCACCACCGACUCAUCGUAAAAGUCAAACAGCACCGCCACGACCCACAUGAUGCUACCUCAGUGACUUCUUUGCCGAAGUCAAGAUGGUCAUGUGCAAAGUGAUUGUGGGCGAUGCUAAGAAGAUCGACGAAACGAAAAAGUUUAA
This is a messenger RNA of Lucilia cuprina (Australian sheep blowfly), 4095 nucleotides long. Its product is annotated as formin-J. NCBI's taxonomy places the organism in Eukaryota, Metazoa, Arthropoda, Insecta, Diptera, Calliphoridae. The transcript is spliced from 4 exons. The record is from RefSeq and is a predicted model, not a curated record. Bases 1040 to 4000 code for a protein of 986 amino acids.